CGGCGGAAGGGGCGGCCGCGGCCGCCAGGGGGUGCCGCCGGGGAGGGGGCGGCUGCGCGGGCGCGGAGCGGUGGUGCGCGGAACCGCGCCAUGGGCAGCGGCCUGCGGAAGGGCCAGGCGGUGCGGCAGGCGCCCGGCGGCCGCCCGGAGCGGCGGGGGACAGCAGAGGGAGCACAGAAGCUGCAAGAAGGGCAGCACGAAGUCACCACAGAAACUUCACAGCCUGCUGGUUUUGUACAGGAGAAGCAAAUAGGAGAUAAUGAGAAAACUUUAAAGGUACAUAAGGAAGACAAGCCUCAGAAACUGCUGGAAAUGAACGGACAUACAUCGGUGCCGCAUUCCUACAAUUAUGAUCUCAUUGUCAUUGGUGGAGGCUCAGGUGGUCUGGCAGCUGCCAAGGAGGCUGCCAAAUAUGAAAAGAAAGUGAUGGUGCUGGACUUUGUCAUGCCUACACCUCUGGGAAACUCAUGGGGUCUUGGAGGAACAUGUGUAAAUGUGGGCUGUAUACCUAAAAAAUUGAUGCACCAGGCAGCUUUACUGGGACAAGCCUUGCAAGAUUCACGCAAAUAUGGAUGGCAGUUUACAGAAGAAGUCAAACACAACUGGAUGACUAUGACAGAAUCUGUUCAGAAUUACAUUGGUUCACUGAACUGGGGCUACCGGGUUUCACUGAGAGAGAAGAACGUCACAUAUGAGAACGCAUAUGGAGAAUUUGUUGGGCCACACACAGUUAAGGCAACAAAUAAAAGAGGAGUUGAGAAGCUGUACACAGCUGAGAGAUUUCUCAUUGCCACUGGUGAACGGCCACGUUACCUGGGUAUACCUGGAGACAAGGAAUACUGCAUCAGCAGUGAUGAUCUUUUCUCUCUGCCUUACUGCCCAGGGAAAACCCUGGUGGUUGGAGCUUCCUAUGUUGCCUUGGAAUGUGCAGGAUUUCUUGCGGGUCUUGGAUUAGAUGUCACUGUAAUGGUGAGAUCCAUUCUCUUAAGAGGAUUUGACCAGGAUAUUGCAAACAAAAUUGGUGAAUAUAUGGAAGAGCAUGGAAUCAAAUUCAUUAGGGAGUUUGUGCCAAUCAAGGUUGAGCAGAUUGAGGAAGGAACUCCUGGAAGAUUGAAGGUUACAGCCAAGUCCACAACAGGGAACCAAAUAACUGAAGGAGAAUACAAUACUGUGUUGGUAGCAAUUGGAAGAGAUGCAUGCACAAGAAAAAUUGGUUUGGACAAAGUUGGAGUGAAGAUUAAUGAAAAAACAGGAAAAAUUCCUGUCAACGAUGAGGAGCAAACGAAUGUGCCGUAUAUCUAUGCUGUUGGAGAUAUACUGCAGGACAAGCUGGAACUCACACCAGUGGCAAUCCAGGCAGCAAGAUUGUUAGUUCAAAGGCUUUAUGGUGGGGCAACCAGUAAGUGUGACUAUGUGAAUGUUCCAACCACUGUAUUCACUCCUUUGGAGUAUGGAGCCUGUGGGUAUUCUGAAGAGGCUGCGGUGCAGAAGUUUGGGGAGGAAAACAUUGAGGUGUACCAUAGUCAUUUCUGGCCACUGGAAUGGACUGUGCCAUCCAGAGACAACAACAAAUGCUAUGCGAAGAUAAUUUGCAAUAUUCAAGAUAAUGAGAGAGUCAUUGGUUUCCAUGUCCUUGGUCCGAACGCUGGAGAAAUCACCCAAGGGUUUGCAGCUGCUAUGAGAUGUGGGUUGACAAAAGAGCAGCUGGAUAGCACCAUAGGAAUUCAUCCCGUCUGUGCAGAGAUAUUCACCACUCUGACCGUGACAAAGCGUUCUGGUGAAAAUACCCUUCAGGCUGGAUGCUGAGGUUAAAGACCCCCAUUCUUGUUAUUGCCAGAGACUGACUUUCAUCACAGCGGCUGACUUGUGCGGUUCAGAAGAGAGGUUUUGGGAUAAGUCAUCCUCAGUCGUCUGCAGAAACGUGUAGAUCUUAACCGCAGCGUUCCCUCAUCCGCAAGAGAAGAGCACUGUGGGAGUUGGUCACUUGCGGUGAUUGGCUGGCAAUUAGCAAUGCAAUGGGAAUAUUGACUAUGGAGCUGUUGCUUAGCAGGGCAUUUAACGAAUGCUUUCAUGAAGUCAUAGCCUGAAGCCUGCAUUGUCUGGUGGGCAGUGACGGAAGAACUGCUAGCGCAGCUGGACAACAGCUGUUUUGGUUUGGUUUUAUUCCUCUCUAGUUUCUUACCUGAGCAAAGAACUUCCGAACUGAAGAAUAUUACCACAAGUUCAGAUAAUUGUGUAGUGCCUCUGUGUACUAGGUUAUAACACAGCAAUUGGAAGGUCUCCUCAUGAGCGUGCAUUUUACCAGCUCACAUGCCUAUGGAAGGGAAAUUGUAUCUACAUGUCUGAUCGUGAGGAAGAAGAUACCCUUGGAAAAAAGUUUAGUACCAUCUAGAAUAACAUAUUUCUUGGCUUCCAGACUGACUCUGUUGUGAGUUUUUAUUUUAGAGAAACUUAUUUGUGAAAAUGUUCUCCUUGGUGAGAAAGGAAAAUACUUUUUCUGAAGGCCUUGUUAUACAGAAGGGUUGUUUUUUCCCCCCGACAGUAACAACUGUGCAUAUAGCACAGAUGUGAUCAUCUUAGCUUUAUCUUGCAGCUUAUGUGAUCGUAAUUAAUCCAGUUUGGAACAGUCAGAUUUCCAAUGUGGAAUGAAUUGUACUUCCAAGAGCUCUGUGCAACUUUAUUCGUUUUGAAUAAAUUCUUCCUUUCCAGGUGA
Messenger RNA from Chroicocephalus ridibundus (black-headed gull), 2713 nucleotides. RefSeq names its product thioredoxin reductase 1 (gene TXNRD1). Gene Ontology annotation, cellular component: cytosol; mitochondrion. Gene Ontology annotation, molecular function: glutathione-disulfide reductase (NADPH) activity; flavin adenine dinucleotide binding; thioredoxin-disulfide reductase (NADPH) activity. The record is from RefSeq and is a predicted model, not a curated record. The transcript has 15 exons. Gene Ontology annotation, biological process: glutathione metabolic process; cell redox homeostasis; cellular response to oxidative stress. Lineage: Eukaryota; Metazoa; Chordata; Aves; Charadriiformes; Laridae. The coding region runs from base 91 to 1806 and encodes 571 amino acids.